Messenger RNA from Mucor mucedo, 900 nucleotides. Its product is annotated as peptidase S8/S53 domain-containing protein. The transcript is spliced from 5 exons. The record is from RefSeq and is a predicted model, not a curated record. Gene Ontology annotation, molecular function: serine-type endopeptidase activity. Bases 1 to 900 code for a protein of 299 amino acids. Gene Ontology annotation, biological process: proteolysis. NCBI's taxonomy places the organism in Eukaryota, Fungi, Mucoromycota, Mucoromycetes, Mucorales, Mucoraceae.
AUGACCUACCUUAGUAGUUUAGAUGAUAUCGAAUAUAUUGAGCCCAACAAUGUAUACAAGGCUGCGAUAUUACCCUCAGUGGCUCAACCAAAACCUUACUCUCCAAGAGAAAUUAAACCUGCUGUCCAACGUCGUAAAUCUUCUUUUAGCAAACGCAAUAUAUUUACGCAAGUCAAUGUGCCAAGCUGGGGAAUUGCCCGUAUUAACCGACGUGAUCAUUACGAUUUGUCUUCUUAUACUUCUGACGAUCUUGCUGGUAACGGUAUCCAUGUCUAUGUAUUCGAUACCGGUAUUGAUGUGAAUCAUCCUGACUUUGGUGGCCGUGCUAGCAUGGAAGUCAGUUUCAUUGAUUAUGAAGAUGAUAUCGAUCACGCUGGUCAUGGUACUCAUGUCGCUGGUACUAUCGGUGGUAAUUCGUAUGGUGUGGCCAAAAAUACCUUUUUGCAUGGUGUAAAGAUCCUUGACCGUAACGGUGACGGUUCUACCGCUUCAUUAAUACAAGAUCAUGGAAUCCCCGUUUUUGUUUCCGCCGGAAAUUCUGGCGACGAUGCAUGUAGCUAUUCUCCUGCAGCAAACCCAGAUGUGUUUGCGGUUGGUGCUUCAAACCAAGAUGAUGUGGUUCCUGAUUUUUCGUCUUAUGGAGAGUGCGUUCGUCUCUAUGCACCUGGAACCGACAUUACAAGUGCUUGGCUUGGUGAUAAAACACAUACAAUGGACGGGACAAGUAUGGCCAACCCUCAUGUCACAGGUAUCGCUGCCAUGUUAAUGAGUGAAUAUGAAUUUCACUCGCCAAGUGAGGUUUAUGAAGCAUUGAUGAGUAUUGCUACACAUAACAGUCUUACUUCACCCAAAGAUCAAGGUCGUGACGCACUACUUGCUUAUAACGGUGCUGAUCGUUAA